GGAGUCGAGUCCAAUUCUGAUUCCUGGUGUUGGGAAUCGCUAGAGUCGAUUCCAAUAUGGAGCCGAAUCGAUUGCACUGUGUAGAGUAAACGUCCCGUAACUGAAGAAUCGACUGCUUAUGGUGUCGACUCCCAGCCAUAGAAUACGCGACAACGGAGGAGCUGUGAUUGUGGAGGGUGACGGUUUUUGUUUUGCUGGCUUAGUAAUAGUAAAUAGUGGAUAUCGAUGAAGAAAAUUUUAUAAAAGAGGUGUCUGGUUCUGUGCCAUGUCUUUGGAGAGCACGUCAGACCUGGUUAACGAGAACACGUGUGUACCCUCCUCACUCAGCCUUGAUCUGCGCUGCCCACACAGUGCUCUACUGGACACAGAGCUAAGCCCAAAAGGCAAAACGAAAGGCUCGUCCACUCCUUCUUCUUCUUCUUCUUCUUCUUCUUCUUCUUCCAAGAGCCGCCAUAUCUACGCCAGCACCACCUCCUCACAGCUCCUCACUGGCAUCAUGGGCGGCCGGGACGAUGACAUGUCUCACCGCGAGGAAGAGCGAGCAAGGAAUCAAGAAAACGAGCAAGGUCACUCCAUCUCUGGGAGCAACGCCAAGUGGAUGAAGGAAGGUCAGAACCAGCUGCGCAAAGUCGCAGAGCAGCAGCAGGACCUGAACAGAAAUCCAGACCAGAACCUUAACCUGACGGAAAACGAGAACGAGUUUCCGGACGGGAACCCAAACCAGAACCACAUGCUUGAGGAGCAAGAGCAUGAUGUGGAAAACAAUAAGAACCUGAAGGUCCUCUGCUCCGACAUAGACAUCAGGAAUACUGCCAAUGAACCUCUACUGAUCGAUACCUCUGAGAUUCCCAAGAGCAAGGAGCAAGAGGAAGACGAGGAAGAGGAUGAGGAGGAAGAAAGCCUACCUGCCAGUGGUGGAGAGAAAGACACCGAUUCCUCUGAGGCACAGAGCAGCAGUGAGUCGAGAAAAAGCGGUGAAGGUGGGAGCAAGAACAGAUGUUUACUGUUCAGCAAGAGUGGCGCUCCCAGUGAUGAGGACUCCAGUUGUAUGUCUCUAUCUCAGGGGAGCACGGCCACCAGCACUCCUGAUGGAGAUACCGAGUCGUACUGGGACCGCAGUGCAUUUGAGACAGACACGGACCUGCCAGCCGGGUGGAUGCGAGUGCGGGACACUUCUGGCACCUACUACUGGCACAUUCCUACAGGCACCACGCAGUGGGAGCCACCAUCUCCAAUGGAAGAUGGUGCAGUGCCAGAGAGACCAUCCAGCACCUCCCCAGCAAUUACACCCUCUGAGGAACCACAGAUGACAUGGAAUGGAGUACCUCGUCAAAACAGAUUCAAUGAUGACUUGUGGAAGGAGGAGGACGUAACUUCUGAUCAGAGUCUAAAGGAAUUCGAAGGGGCUACUCUGCGCUAUGCCUCCAUCAAUCUCAGCUGUUCUCAGUCAGAGGGAGAAGAGAAACCAAGUUCGUACAGCACUGAUGGAGAGGCCAAGUGUUUUGCUGUGCGAUCUCUGGGCUGGGUGGAGAUAUCUGAGGAAGAGAUGGCACCUGGCAAGAGCAGCAUUGCCGUCAAUAACUGCAUCAGGCAGCUCUCCUACCACAAACACAACCUGCACGACACAGCCGGCAUCUGGGGAGAGGGUAAGGACAUGCUCCUGGUGCUAGAGAACGAGAUGCUAAAUCUGAUUGAUCCUCUGGGACAGACCCUCCUCCACUCACAGCCUAUAGUCAGCAUCCGCGUGUGGGGCGUCGGCAGGGACAACGGCAGGGACUUUGCCUACGUGGCUCGAGACAAGCUAACCCAUGUUCUGAAGUGUCACGUGUUCCGGUGUGACACUCCUGCCAAGAACAUUGCCACCAGCAUGCAUGACAUCUGUUCUAAGAUCAUGGCACAGAGGAAGUCCUCAAAAUCAAGUCUAAACAGACUCAACAUUGAUCCCUCCAAACUAGUGGACAUUCCGGUUCAGGAGUUCCCAGCACCAAAGAAUGAGCUGGUCCAGCGUUUCCAGGUGCGCUAUCUUGGUAAUGUAGCGGUGGCAAAACCAGUAGGCAUGGAAAUUGUUAAUUCUGCUUUGGAGACUGCACUUGCCUCUGGAGACAAAGCAGAUUGGAGUCCUGUGACUGUGAAUGUGGCCUCUGCUACUCUUACUAUUCUUAUUUCAGAUACUGAGGAGGUUCUGUCGGAGUGUCGGGUGCGCUUCCUGUCAUUCAUGGGUGUAGGGAAAGACGUACAUACUUUUGCCUUCAUCAUGGCCGAAGGCCCUGGAGAUUUCAUCUGCCACAUGUUCUGGUGCGAGCCCAAUGCUGCCAGUCUUAGUGAGGCCGUGCAGGCUGCGUGCAUGCUGAGGUAUCAGAAGUGUCUGGAUGCCAGGCCCCCCAGCAGUAUCUCGUGUUUGCCUGGCCCUCCUGCAGACUCUGUUGCUCGCAGGGUGGGCUCCAGUGUCAAGAAGGGCGUGCAAAGCCUGCUGGGAACAUUCAAGAGAUCUGGAGCCCAGACACCAUGAGAAAAUGAGUCCUCCCCAACGUGGCUCUAAUUCUUCACCUCCCUCCACACCCCAAUUUGUCCUCCACCUGUCAGCUGUAGAUCUCAAUCGAGCGUGGAACACGCAUUUCGUUUCUCCUGGCCUCAUCUGAUGAGCUCAGGUUCCCCUGCAUUUGUAUGUUUGUAUGAUUGUAUGAUCAAAACAUGAUUUAGAAUUGUUCCACAAUAAUUAUUUUAACACUAUUUCACACUUUGGUCUAGGUAGAUAGUAUUGUAUCUCAUUACUGAUUCUUCAGCAAUGUCCUUUUUGGGGUUUGAAAGUGAUCGAGCAUAUGCAUAUAUGUCUGUCUCCUUAAAAACUGGACCAAAAUCGUCAUCACAAUGAACGCAAAGUACUUAAUGUGUUCAUUAAGUAAAAAAAAAGCGUGACUACGUGCGCUUUUUAAAAACACUAAAACUAGCAACAAGCAACAUCACUACAGUUAAUGUAAUGUGCUAAAUGUACUGUAACACUGAGGUUGACACUGCUGUUUUUAAAUAUUGAAAACAUAUGACAAUAUGUAUGUUUAAAUAGAACGGAUGGAUCUUCUAAAAAAAAAAAAAAAAAAAAGUUGUGUGUGUAUUUUCCGUUAACAGAACACACUGCGUGUGCUUGUGUAGUUAGGAUGCUUUCACACUAGACAUUCUUCUUUUUUUUUUUCCUCAGCCGCAAGCGCAUGUUUUGCACAUAAUCCUAUGGGAAGCAGCCACAAAGUGCACUGCUUUUUAAAUAACGUUGCAGCCAGCGUUUUUUAGUCACAGAGGAGCAUUUUGCGGCACAAGCAAGAAAAACAAACAUCGGAAACAACUCUGUGGAAAAAAAAAUUGUCUGGUUAGUGAAGCAAUAUAUUGAGAUUUGCAACAUGAAUUACUCACUAUCUUUGGGAUGUGAUGUGACGUCCCACUUUAACCGUGGCUGCAUUCAACAAAGUCACACAAGUAGCUCCACAAGCAUCCUUCUCGUCGCUAUAGUUAAACAAAUCUUUAUUUAAUCUUAAAUGCUGACAAUAAUCAGUCAAAUCUAGAUGGAAAGCUUGUCUAGUUAGUUCCAAAUUAUCGAUAGGACUGGUAAGAGUUUUGUGGUUACAGUGUGUGUGUGUGUCCUGUGUUCCCAUAUCAGCACGAAAAAUGCAUCAGCCAGUGAUUUUUCCCUGUAAAAAAAAAACAAGUGUGAAAGCACCCUUAGCGUGUAGAUUUAGCAUAAUCUCACAACAAGAGCUAGACUAUAAAUCUACGCUGUAUAUGACACAUCUGACCACAUGUUGAUGUGACCUUAUCAGUGCAUUAUAAGUUUAUUAUUUACACGUUUUGAUGUUUGUUUUUUUUUUUUUCUCUGACUGGAAUUAUUUAAACAGAUUAUUUAUAUACUCUAAAAUAGCGUUACUGUAUCAUAGUCUUCCAAAAGGAACCGGCUCAGCGAAGAGCCCCUGGAUAUUUCACUAGCUUAAACGGGCAUUAGUGAUGGAAUUAUUUUGUAGGAUUUUUUAAAAGGAUUUUAAGUUGUGUUAGUAGGAUAUUGUGUUUCCCUGCUGGGUGGGAAUUCUGUUUUUUAGACAUGUGAGGUCUCACCACUAUGUGGUAUUUUUGUUUUUUGUUUUGUAAAAGGAGUGACUCUAUCAUGUUUCUGAAUGUGUACAAGUUUGCCUUCACCGGGUUAGCGAGGUCUGAUCUGGAGUGGAAGUGAUGUAUAAAAAUGCUUUAAUCAUGCAGUGUAGGUGUAGGCAUAGUGAUGUACAGGUAGAGGGCGCUCUCUGCUUUCCGCUGGUCUUGUACAAUAAUGCCAGGCUCAUUUCUCCUGGUUUCAUUGUGACGUGUGUGUGUGUAUUUUAGAACAAAACAAAAAAAAAAAUCUCUCAUACACUUGAAAGAACCAUGUCACUGAUUUGUCAUGUGUACAUACAGGUUACACACACUGAUCCAUUUCCCCUCUCGUGUACAUUGUAAUAUAAUUCAUCAUGACUUGCCUCGCUGUUUGGCUCUAAAACCAGUAACAGCCAUUCACAAACAUCACAUCCUACGAUUACUCACUGAAUGUUAUUGUGUAUAUAAACUAAUAUAGUGAUAGUAGCAGAAUGCACCCAUAUCCAGUAGCACAUUUCUCUGAUUGCUAACAGGUUGUGUAAACUGUACUUCAGUCACAGAUGCUUUUUUUUUUCUUCCUUCUUCUCAGUUUACUGUUUAGUUGGCUUGUGAAUAAGCCUUAGCUUUUAGCUCAGCUGCUAAAGAACGAAUGUUGUAUGAAAGGAAACGGGAGUUAUCGGUCAUUGUUUAAAAAAAAAAAAAAAAACAUGUCACAAUAGCUUGCAUUGCAGUCGCUUUAUUAAACAAAAAAUCUGUAUGUGGUUGUGUCUCAACAUUUCCUCUAAACAGUAAGGGACUGUAGAUCUACAGUGCCCUCCACUAAUAUUGGCACCCUUGGUAAAAAAAAAAUGAGCAAAGAAUGCUGUGAAAAUUUGUCUUUUAUUUUUGGAUCUUUUGUUAAAAAAAUUCACAAACAUACUCUCAUAGAUAUCAAACAAUUGCAAACACAGGUAUAUAUAUAUAUAUAUAUAUAUAUAUAUAUAUAUAUAUAUAUAUAUAUAUAUAUAUAUAUAUGUAAACAAACUUUGUUAAAUAUAGGUGUGCCACAAUUAUUGCCACCCUUUUAGUCUUUACUACUUAAUCUUUAAUACUUUGUGCUACCUCCCUUUGCCAAGAUAACAGCUGAGUCUUCUCCUAUAAUGACUGAUUAGGUUGGAGAAUACGUGGCAAGGGAUCUGAGACCAUUCCUCCAUACAGAAUCUCUCCAGAUCCUUCACAUUUCCAGGUCCACGCUGGCAGUGGAGGACACUGUAGAUUACUUCAUGUCAUGGAGAUUGGUAACAACAUGGAAUAAAAUUGUAUUGUACUUCAUUCAAGGAAUGUAAAUGUUAGUUUACUAAUCAAUUUUUAGGAAAAUCAGAUUUUCUUUUUCUUUCUUUUUUUUAUAUACAAAAAAAAAAACUGAACAAUGAAUGACUGUGCCAAAGUGCACAAAGCCUUCAUAACCAGCCAGCUAACAUCAUAUUUCUUUAUGCAUAAUAAAGCCAUCUGUGAGCGCGUUAUCUGGGUAGGUGUGUGCUAUGGCAGUGCAUUUUCUGAUGUGUAAUAUGCAAAUAUUAUUCAAGUGUUUAGUGGUUCUAGAAUGCAUUUAAGUUUUCAGUUCAGCAAGAGAGACCAUUUCUCUUUUUUGUUUUUGCUCGUUUUGAAUUGCUUUCUUAUAAUGUAAAUUAGGUGUCAUGUACUGUAUAUACAUAUUAAUAUGAUAUGUCUCUUGACAAAAUAAAAGUUACUGUCUGUCUCCUCGCGGA
Ictalurus punctatus (channel catfish) is the source of this 5855-nucleotide messenger RNA. RefSeq names its product amyloid beta (A4) precursor protein-binding, family B, member 1 (Fe65) (gene apbb1). Gene Ontology annotation, molecular function: transcription factor binding; amyloid-beta binding. The record is from RefSeq and is a predicted model, not a curated record. Gene Ontology annotation, cellular component: cytoplasm; nucleus. The coding region runs from base 266 to 2509 and encodes 747 amino acids. Lineage: Eukaryota; Metazoa; Chordata; Actinopteri; Siluriformes; Ictaluridae. The transcript has 14 exons. Gene Ontology annotation, biological process: regulation of DNA-templated transcription.